This is a messenger RNA of Podarcis lilfordi (Lilford's wall lizard), 13776 nucleotides long. Lineage: Eukaryota; Metazoa; Chordata; Lepidosauria; Squamata; Lacertidae. The record is from the annotation of a GenBank genome assembly.
AUGGUGAGUUUGCCUUCUGUUUUCACCUCGAAGCGGGGCGCAGGGGUGGGGAGGAGACGAGGGACGACGGUUGAGGCCUCGGACUCAAGCUGGCGCGGGGAGAGCCAACGCGCACGCGCAGCUCGGGGGUGCGGCGCGAGGACCUCUCAGAACCCCGGUUCUGGCUUGCCAGUUCUUAAGGCUUGGCUUCCUUUCAUUGGGUCACUUUUCUGACGUCACUUUUCAGAGGUCAGGCUCUCUGCGCCUUGUCAUGGUACCGUGACGCUGCUUCUUCACAGAGGCAACGCGGUGUAGUGGUUACGGAGCAAGGCAUAUGAGGUUGCCAGCUUUCGAACCGGGCCCUGCAGCUGUUCCCUUAGCAGCAGUUCGAACUGCAGCCAUUAGCAAGUUGGUUGUGUGUUUAAGCCCAUGCCAUAUAAAAAGGUUCUCCUCCUCUUGUGGACUGACUUGAUAAGGUGUUUGAAAAGCAGGGUAUAAAAAAUUAGCAACAGUUUAAUGCAGUGGUUCCCAACCUUUUUUGGGCCAUGCUCCACCUAAGCAUCUCUAAAAUCCUGGUGUCCUCCCACCUUGUGACAUAAAAUUCUUAUUAUUCAAAAAGUGAACUCCUAUUCACGUGGAGGAAGCCUAAAAGUCCAUUAACUGUUAAUAACUCAUUCUCGAAUUGCACCCCUCUUAAAAAUCAAAUUGUACCCCACGUUGGGAACCACAGGUUUAAUGUGUAUCAGAUUUCUACAAAGAGACCCUAGCCUGGACUUGAGGGGACAAUCUUGACAAGGAUACCUGAGUUCAAACUCCUUUUCAGCCACAGAGUUCAGUGGUAGGCCCCUGAACAACUAACAUCUGUUAGGCUAACCAAAUUUAUAGAGAUAUAGUGGAGAUAAAACCACCUCAAAAUUAUCAGAGGCCAAAUGGGUUAGAAAUGUGAUAAAUUUAAAAAAACACCAAAUAAACACUUGGUGCAGGAUGCUGUGAUAAUGAGAGCUUCACUUACUGCAUUCCUGCCUCUUAUAUGGGUCUUAAGGGCACAGGAGGUUUUCCAACCCUGGCUUGUCCCUGCUUGCCAGGGUUAACUGUAUUUAUUCUUAUCUCCUAAGUAAGUGUUACUUUGCAACAGUGUGUAACAUUGGUGAAACAACUUUCCUUAUAAUAAAGGGCAACGUUCAGAAAUCAAGCUCAUUUUGGGGAAUGUGAUUGAAGAAAUGGAAAGUUUCAGUAAUUAAGAGAUUGACAACGAUUUGUGCUAUUGCUUUUUUAUUUGCAGGGGACAAUACACUUAUUUCGCAAAUCACAGAGGUCUCUGCUUGGCAAGUUAACACAGGAAUUUAGAUCAGUAGCUGCUGAUCGAAGGGUAAAGUUUUCUUUUACAGUACAGACACUAAAACUCUAGUUACAUGUCUUCUCAGAGAAAUAUACCUCUUUGCUUGCUGUAACAGAAACUUGAUUACAAUAAAUAUUUGUUUUUUAAUAGAAGAUAUGACAUCAAUGAAUGAUUUAGGAAGAGGGACAUACUGCCAGGUUGUUUCAGACAAUGUUUAUGCUGCAAUUGUCUGUCUUUAUUUGCUCUUGUUUGCUUUUAAUUUGUUGUGUGAUUUUGUACUACUUUCUGAACUGAUGAGAGUCUCCUUGCUGUCUGUGAUUUUAUGAAGUUAGGGAUGAAUACACUGGCUGUAUACUCCUCCCUCACCCAUCUCCUCCUCCUCUCCUGGUUUAUUUUCAUGGCUAGUUACCCCUAGUUCCUCAGUUUAGUAAUUUUGUCUUAAUGUAAGCUAGGAUCUUUGCGCUGAAAGUGGCACACCAGAGGAGGGAGGAGCACACUUCAUAAAUCGUUUUUGAGGCUUUGAAUGACCAUCUGAAUGAAGUGUGGAUACAGCUGUCUAGAACAGGUGUGGGGAACUUUUAGCUUACCAGAUGUUGCUGAACUACAGCUCCCAUCAGCCCCAACAAGCAUGGCCACUGGCCAAGGAUAAUGGGAGCUGUAGUUUAGCAACAGCUGGAAGGCCAAACAUUCCUCACAUGUGGUCUAGACUAGCAGUGGUUCACAAUUAGCUAAGUACUGUGGAUCCCCUGUUUUUCAAAAUCCAAGCAAUGGAGACCCUACUUUUGAAAAUUCAGAUAUCUCUACAGUUUUUUUUGUUAUGUGAAUGGUGCCAAGGACCCCCUGGGUGGGUUACACAGAUCCGGGGGGGGGGGUCCAUGGACCACCAAUUGGGAACCAUUGGUCUAGAGUAUGCUUUGCUGCUGUCUCUUGAGAUCAGCAAGAGUGUUAAAGCUAAUGGUGGCAUAAAAUGCUCAUUCAAAAUGGUGUGAGUGUGUUGCAGGAUUGUAAAGUUUUUUAUGACAAAUAAGCUUUCUUGCAAUUCCCUUGUUAAGUAGUCACUUUACCUAUUGUCAUUUACAGUCAUGGAAGAUCUUGUUGUUUGGUGCGAUAAACAUAGUAUGUACUGGCUUCCUCCUUAUGUGGUGCAGUUCAACAAACAGCAUAGGUAUGUUUAUGUUAUUGCAUUUAAAUGCUUCUGCAUAGUAAACUGAUAAUAGGAUUAAUAUAAAGAAGCAGAAUCCUCUAUGUGUAACAGAAUUAAGCAGUCUAUAUUACAAUUAGAAGAGUUGUAGAUCUGUGAGCAUCUUGUGAUAUCUAACUGUGUCUAUCUUGUACUUCUUCCAAAAUGUAUUUUAAAUGGUUUGAGCAUUCUUCUUGUUCCUCCCCUGGAGUAUUCUUGAGGCAGGGCCUAUUAAGAAUAAUCCUACAGUCUGUAAGCCUUUGUCUGGAUCUGCAGUUUAUUGCCAGGUCGGUACCAGAUGAAUGCUCCUUGAUCACAUUAGCACUGUUAGUUCUUAAAGUACUUAGAAAUCUGUGGAGCUAGCUACUUUUGUGCCUUUAAUACUGUCCAGAUUGAAGAGGGGCACAUUUUCCCACAUUGCAAAUAUGCAUGGAUCACGGAUAUAAUGACUGCUUCUUGUGAGUGGAGCUGAUCAUGACCAUGUGCACUUUUUUGCCUUGGUUGUCAUUUUCAUUCUUGCUUAGGUUUUGCAAAAGCAUGCCCUUCUUGGGUUAUGUGGCUUGUGCAGUUAUGUAGAGUUUUUUAAUUUUAUUUUUAAAGUUAAAUCUGUGGCUCUGGUGAGUGGGUAAGAUAAUUCUGACAUGUAUGGUGCUCCUUUGCACCUAGUGCCUUCCUUGUUUCCUGGCAACCAGACCCCUCAUCUUGCUCUAGGCCAGGGAUGGGGAACCAGUGGCCUUUCAGAUGUUGGUAGACUAAAACGCUUGUGGGCCUGGGCCACGCAGUUUUCAGGCUGAUGGGAGCUCAGUGAUACAGCAGAUACUUUGCAUGCAAAAGGCUCCAGCUUCAAACAGAGAGAUUCAUGUCUGAAACCUUGGAGAGCUACUGCCCAUCAGUGUAGACGGUACUAAGCUAGAUGGACCAAUGGUCUGACUUCGUAUAAGGCAGCUUUGUCCCUAACAUGUGGAGGGCUAGAGGUUCCCUAUCCAUGCUCUAGGCAUUGACUUGAAGGACAGGAGUGGAGUAGAUCAGGCUUCCCUGAACUUUAUGGGUCUAGGAGCACAUCAGAAAAUUUAAGAAACUGUUGUGGGCACUAGGGCUAGGUGCUAUAUUAAUAUAUCGUCCAAAACUGAUUUGAAGUCCAUAUUGUGAUAUUGGUUUCAUAAUUUUUGACAUGGCCUGCCAAUAUAUUGUGAAUCAUGAUGUGUGAAUGUGCUGUGCAAAAAUCGCAAUGCUUCUCUCAAUUCCUGCAGUCCCUGUUAACACUGCCAGCUCAGCUCUUUCCUACUUCCUGCAGGGGGCAGCAGAUCACAAGAGCAGACGCUGGCAGAAAUCACGAUGUGAGAAAAGUGAAGCCAGCCAAUACCUCUACAUUGCUCCAUCCUUAUUCCAGACAUUGUGAUAUAUCAGUAUAUCACAGUGUUUAGCUGGUGAUGGUGUUGAAAACCAGAUAUCGCCCAGCCCUAGUGGGCACCACAAUACAGCCAUUUCAUAGAUGAAAAACUGGUGAUACUCAGAACAUCCCUAAACAUGCAGUACUCUGAAACAAAGAACAGGCAAAAGAAAGAAAGAAAGAGGAACCCUGCCCAAAUAGGUAGCCCCUCCCACCAAACAAUCCCCACAAAUUAAAAUCAGACAUUAAAAAAAUGAGCAAUUUUUCUGAGGGCACCAUGGUGCCCAUGGGCUCUUCAUUGAGACUUCAGGAGCAGCUGCUUACAGCUUUAGCUGCUGCUUGUCUUCCAGCUGCAGUGGAGCAGUCCCAGAAUCUUAGCACUUAUAAUUCCCUUGAGCUGUAUUGCAACCCACGGUUUGACUACUGAGCAUAUGAGCAUAAAACAUAGGCAACCAGUAGUCGUGAUGCAAUAUUUGGAGGGUCACAGUUUCCCCACCACUAUUGUAAAAUGUGUCUUGUAUCUUUAGAAGAUGUGGGUGUAUGUAGGUAAUGGUACGAAGCGUUUAAUCCUUGCAGGCAAUAUUUUGCAAGCAGGAGAACUUGAAGCUUCUUUACUAUGUAUUCAUUCUUUAUUGUGUAUUUAUGUGUAAGUAAAGUAUAAACCUUCUUUCCACAGCUUUAACUGCAUAUACCUACCUAACUAUCUUUGAUCUUUUCAGGUAUGUUUUACUUUUUAAAAAUCCUCAUCUCAUUUUGUAACACUUCCAUAUAACGUAUGUGACAUUUUCUUUGUACUAUUAUCUAAAACCAGUGUUAGUCAUACCUAUGGUAGACCCAUGGAAAUUAAUGGGCAUGACUAAUUGGGUCCAUCAAUUUCAGUGGGUCUAAUCCAAGUACAAUGUACCAGGAACUAAGACCCGUUGAACAUAACAGAGCUUAUUGCUCUGUCUUUCUGUAUGCAUUUGCACUGCCAAAGCAACUUUAUUUUAAUGAAUUAUUGGAAACUGAGUUUUUAUUAGCUAGAUUUUGCUUAUUUGAAUUUACAUUGUUUUCUUUUAAUAUAGUUUAAUAACAUGCUUGAUAAGUUAUUGGGUAAUGAUGAAGAAGCCCAGCCCAGCUUAUUCAUUUGGGUAAGUGAUAUGCUGAUAUUUCAUGUCUCCUGAAAAUAUUUGUUCUAAAGUAUGUGAUAAACAUGUAAGGGGUUUUUAAAUUAAAAAAUGUAUCAAAGUCUGUCUAUGAAAAUGUGCAAAACUUGUACAAUUGGCCAUAUUUAUAUAAAGAAGUUUGGAACUUGCAUGCAAAAAUGGUAUUCUGUGUAAGAUUUCAUUCUAGCCUUGUUUUUGCCUGAUACCAGCAUAUAUAUUCGCUUCAGGUGCUAGACCUUUAAUGCAGGGAAUGCCAACUUAUGCACCUAUAGGUCAGAUCAGCAUCUGUCCCCUGCCCUGCACCAUUUUAUUUGGUCCCUGAAGGCCUUACACCAUUUUAACCAAUCUAUGAGAAAAUAGUUUCCUCACAGUUUAUUGUACAGGACAAAUAAUUUAGCUUUGCAAGCAAGUCCCUCUGAAUGUGCUGAGAGUUUUCUUCCUGAUCAGAAUACUUGUCUGCCUAUAUUGAUUUUAAAAUGUUUGACCUCUCAAAUUUCAGGUUUGAGAGAUUUGAAGUCCUAGCAGUAUUUGCUUCCACGGUUCUAGCACAACUUGGGGCGCUCUUUAUACUCAAAGAAAGGUAGGAAUAUUGCUUGCACUUAUGACUGAUAUGUAACAAGAGGAACUAAAUAAUGCUAGAAGUCAAUUUUAAUUUUUGACACAAUAGUCCUCAGCUUGCUGCUUUGCGCUGGUGUACAUACAUCUGAUGUGUGACUAAGGCUGUAAUCCUUUGGUCCUUGGGAUUUUGUGAAUCUCCCUCUCCAUAGGCAGAGAAAGGGGUGCAUCUUUGGAGACGGAGGUCCAACCAUGGGGGCCUCCCUGCAGCAGCAAAAUCCAAUGGCAGAGAGGGGUUCUUGGGACAGAUUGAGGAAGGCAUUGGAUCUGCUUGGUCCAAAACCCUCCUAGUCCUCUAACCCUGUCCUGGAACGAGGCAAGCGGGGGUUGGGGGGAAGUGAACAGGCCCUGGGGCUGGUAUAUGUAUUUGUGUGUGUGUGUUAUUUAAAAGGAGAACCUCCAAAGGGGAGCAAAAAAAGAAAGAUGGCCAAUCCCUCAUCUUCUACCCUGCUGGCAUGAGCUCCGAGGGAUUUGGAUCCGCUAUGCCUCCUGUUCCACCAGUAGGAUUGCUUUGUAACAGACGUCUUGAAAGAACAGUUAACUGUAAAACUAUUAUUAUUGUGUCUUAUAGUGCUGAACGAUUUCUGGAACAACCAGAGAUUCACACGUAAGUGCUUUUAAUAUGCAAAAGUAUUGAAUUAAAUUUUACAGGGAUAAAGGGGCAUGGCUAAUACAGUAUUAAUUAGCCACAUUACUACAUUGUUAAACGCAGAACAAUAAAGUUUACGCUGACAUGAUAUUGAGGCCAUUGGCAAAAUUCCUUUUGAAUUUAAUGUCUCUCAAUUGUAUUUGUAGUUAUAGAUUAACUCAUGGUUGUGGGGCAAGAUAUUUUAAAAAAAGAUGUUCAUAUGUUUGCUGCUGGGAUGUAACACUUAUUGAUAAAUAUUGUAGAGCAGAACUGUAAUUCUACUGUAUACAUUGGAAUAAGAUUAAAGAAAUACAGUGGUGCCCCGCAAGACGAAAAACUCGCAAGACGAAAAACUUGCUAGACGAAAGGGUUUUGCGCUUUUUGAGCUGCUUCGCAAGACGAAUUUCCCUAUGGGCUUGCUUUGCAAGACGAAAACGUCUUGCAAGUUUGUUUCCUUUUUCUUAACACCAUUAAUACAGUUGCGACUUGACUUCAAGGAGCAACUCAUAGAACGCGGUGUGGUAGCCUUUUUUGAGGUUUUUAAAGACUUUGGUGAUUUUUGAAGCUUUUCCAAAACUUCUUUUGCAGCCAUUUGGUAAGUUAAACUUUAAAACUUUUUUGGGGGUUUUUGGAUUUUGGGUUGGGGUGUUUGGAAUUCAAGGACUUGGUGUUGGGUAGGGGUUUGCAAGAAUCUGGAAGCUUGUGUGUUUUUUUCUGCAUUUUUAUGAUUUUUGUGACCAUUGGGCCACUCUGCUGUUUUUUUAAAAAAAUUCCGGAUUUGAAUUUCUGUGUGGUGGGUGGCUGGGGGAACAGUUGAGGAGGGGUUUGCAAGAAUCUGGAAGCUUGUGUGGUUUUUUCCUGAAUUUUUGAUUUUCUGUGACCAUUGGGCCACUCUGCUGUUUUUUAAAAAAAUUUUCUGGAUUUGAAUUUCUGUGUGGUGGGUGGCUGGGGGAACAGUUGAGGAGGGGUUUGCAAGAAUCUGGAAGCUUGUGUGGUUUUUUUCUGCAUUUUUAUGAUUUUCUGUGACCAUUGGGCCACUCUCCUGUUUUUUAAAAAAAAUUCUGGAUUUGAAUUUCUGUGUGGUGGGUGUGACUUUAAAGAGCACUUAAUAAACUCUUGUUGUACCAAAUUUGGCUUUGUUUGGACUUUUUUUGACCAUAGGAACGCAUUAAUUGAAUUUCAAUGCAUUCCUAUGGGAUUUCGUGCUUCACAAGACAAAAAAUUCGCUAGACGAAAAAACUCGCGGGACGAAUUAAUUUCGUCUUGCGAGGCACCACUGUAAGUUUUCUAUUUCAAUAAAAGCUGAUUAAAUGUAGCUAAAUGAAGAAGAAAAAUGGGAUGAUACACAGGUUAGUAAAUAAAAUAACUGGCUAACGUAACUAGUACUUGGUGGAAUAUUAUGAUAGUCAAUGGCAUUAAAAUUGAUUUCUUCUUUUUAGGGGUCGAUUGUUGGUUGGUACCUUUGUGGCACUCUCCUUCAACCUGUUUACAAUGCUUUCUAUUAGGAAUAAACCUUUUGCUUAUGUCUCUGAAGGUACGUAAUGAAUACAUGUGUUAAAACUAAUGGAUUUGGAGAUCUGAGUUACUUACAACAAAAACAAUAUUACUUUCUGGCUAGCCACUAUUUUUGACUGCCGCCAAGCCCCUCCUCUCCCCCAAAUCUUCUUGUAUGCCUAGAGGGCUUGGGAGAAAUGGGUGGUGUUUUCUCAUUUGCAGUGGAGAAGAAACAUGCUCUCCAAAUUGUACUGCCAAUGAGAACUCUUUGCUGAGUGAUGCUACUUGCCAGAGAGCCUGGGGCAAUUCUUCCUGACAAAUGUACUUGUGGAUGCCUCUGAGUAACAGUUGUUUACAUCUAGAUGAUGCUUUAUCUAAAAAACAGUUAUGGAAGGGGUGUAAAUCUUAAGUUGAUGAGGCUUGCUUAUGCACAUGCCAGAGGCUGAUUUAGGACAGAGCCUCCCGCACAGGUUGCUGAGCCAAGGGGGCACCUUUGUGCCUCCUCAAGGCCUAGUAAGGACCUGAUUUGGGAAGAAAGUCUGAGGGCUCUGACAGGGUCCUAGAGUCCUCCCACCUCCUUCCCAAAGUCUAGUUAGCACUUGCCCAGCUUUGAGAAGGAGUCGUAAGGACUCUAGGACCCUUUCAGAGUCUUCGCGCCUCUUUCCCAAAGCCCAGCACCUCCCUUACCUGGCUUUGGGAAGGUCGCAGGAGGGCUGUGGGGAGGGCAGCAAAUUUUGGCCUCCCCACAGUGCCAUAUUAUCAAGGUCUACACCUGCAAAUGCCUUUUAUCAAAACGUUUUAAAUGUCAAUAAGCUUAAGUGUUCAGUUUCAUAUAUAUACUUGUCAAGCUAUUGUAUUUUUUUCUGAUCUUUUUAUUCACUGGACUUUGGUUACUGUUGCUGGGGGAAAUGUUUUAUUGGAUUUUCUCUUUUUUUGGGGGGGUAUAGGAUGAUUUUAACUUUUGCAUUGUUCAUUUUGUCAUUUUGCAUUUUUUAUUUCUGUAAGGCAUGUUGGAUUUCCCAGAAAGGUAGCCUAGAAAUAUUUUAAAAUACUGUUUUAAGAAACACCUGCCACUGAACCCUGACUCACACCUGUGCAAACCAAUCUUACAAUAUCAGAAUACUAUUAUUAAAGUAAUGAUGGUAAAGAACACUGUAGCUAUGCUGGCACAAUAAGUGAGUUGACCUGGAACAAUAAAACAUAUAUCCAGACUUAUUAUUUUCCUGCAGGCCUGACAUAGAAUUGCACUUGCAGUUUUCAAAAAUAAGUUUCUGUGUGUUUUAGUGACUGACAUGCUAUCAUAAGUAUUCUAAUAAUAAUAUUUGCUAUGGUGGGGUUUUUUUUGUAGCUGCAAGUACAAGUUGGCUUCAGGAACAUGUUGCAGAUCUCAGUAGGAGGUAAGUUAAAAGGAUGAUAUGGUAACAGAAUCAUGGAGCCAUAGAAUUAUACAGUUGGAAGGGAUCCUGAGGAUCAUCUAGUCCAACUCCCUGCUGUGCAGGAAUUUCAACUAAAGCAUCCAUGACAGUUAGCCAUCCAACCUCUGCUUAAAAACCUCCAAGGAAGGAGAGUCCACUACCUUCCAAGGGAGACUGUUCCACUGUCGAACAGCUGUUACUGUCAGAAAGUGCUUCCUAAUGUUUAGUCAGAAUCUCCUUUCUUGUAACUUGAAUCCAGUGGUCGAAAUCCAACCAUCUAGAGCAGGAGAAAAGCUUCCUCCAUCUUCCAUGUAACAGCCCUUUAAAUAUUUGAAGAUUGCUAUCAUAUCUCAUCUCAGUCUCUUCUUAUCCAAGCUGAACAUACCCAACUCCCUCAACUGUUUCUCAUAAGACUUGGUUUCCAGAUUCUUGAUCAUCUUGGUUGCCCUCCUUUGCACAUGUUCCAGCUUGUCAAUAUCCCUCUUAAAUUGUGGUGCCCAGAACUGGACACAGUACUCCAUAUGUGAUCUGCCCAAGGCAGAAUAGAGUGGUAGUUUUACUUUCCUUGAUCUGGACACUAUAUUUCCAUUGAUGCAGCCUAGAACAGCAUUGCCUUUUUUCUUUUCUUUUUUUGCUGCUGCAAAAAUAAGAUGUUACAGAUCAGCAGCUGGCAGCCCUUGGACUAAAUCUUCCCAUGCUUGUUGCCAGUGAAUGGCAACGUUUAUAUAGAAGGAAUAGUGGGUUUGGCCAUGGGCCUUGCUGGUCAUGCAGUUUGACAAGACCAAGGACUGCCUCUGACCUGCACCCUCUUCCCCCUAUGAAAAUGGCCUCCCUGUAAGAUGAGUUACUGAGCAGAGAUAAACAGAAUUUAGAAGACAAGGUACAUAGUUCCUGCAUUUCCCCAAAGUAUUCAAUUGUGGUGGUCUGUGUUUGCUCUCAUUUGGUGUAAUGGUUUAGAAACCUGACAUCCUUGUUAAACCAACUGUCCUAUGCUUCCAUCUGGUCUUGGGAAAAGUCCUGGAAAAUGUUUCUAGAAAAUGUCACAAUAAUAUGAAAGUGUUUUGAAUUUGCUAGGUUGAUACUUGAUGGCAUCUGUCUCUGCUCUGGUUAACAUUGUGAAACACCUCCCUCUUUAUGAGUGAGUGUAGGAUCAAGCAGAGUUUGAAUUCCCCAAUAACCUUUGUAUCCUGUCCGUCAUCAGAUCAUAUGGUGGCUGGUGAUGGCCUUCAUGUUAAGUUUCUUAAAAUACAUAUAUGAAAAAGCAAGAUGAUUCCCCAUGUCCACUUUUGCAUAAAAAGCUGCAUUAUACCAAAUCAGACUAUUUCUCUGCCUAAUCCAUUCUGUCAACACUUGAUGAGUAGCAGCUUUCCAGGGUUUCAGGCAGAAUUCUGUUUCCCAGCAUGUGCCACCUGAUCCUCUUAACUGAUGAAUGAUGCCAGGGAUUGAAUUGAGAACCAUCUGAAUGCAAAGUGUGUGCUCUGCCACUAAAUAAAUAAGUUAUAGUUGGAGAGGCCGUCAUGUCAUUUCAAUAGCUAAAACCUUUUGUGAAACUGGGCACCAUCAGUUAGAGCUGGGAGGAAAUAUGUGUAACUAAAAUUGAAGAGCUUUUUCCUUGAUUUUAUUUCAGCAUUUAGGUACCCUCCUGUCCCUUGUAUCAUUUCCCUCAGCAAUAAGGCUCACACCUGGGUCAAGUAGAGUUCCCUGUCUGCAGAGGGCUGCCAUAAGAGCCAUCACUUACCUAUAAAUUGCAUGUGUAGCUGUUUAACUGGAUGUUUCCACUACUGAUCCAUCUUAUUCCCCGCUCUCUUUUAGUUUGUGUGGGAUCAUUCCUGGGCUGAGCAGCAUCUUUCUUCCACGCAUGAACCCUUUCAUCUUGAUCGACCUUGCGGGGGCUUUAGCUCUUUGCAUUACAUACAUGCUAAUCGAAAUUAAGUAAGUACUCAUGAAUUUAAAAAAGACAUUCAUAGAUACCAAAGGCUGAAAAACAGGUGUGCCUGCUAACGUUACCCUUGUUUCUUUCAGUAAUUAUUUUGCAGUAGAUACUGCCUCUGCUCUAGCCAUUGCCUUGAUGACGUUUGGUACCAUGUAUCCCAUGAGCGUCUACAGUGGGAAGGUAUUGCUUCAGGUGAGCCAAUGAGAGAAGUGACUUUGUGAUAGCAUCUUUCAGUAUAGCCAAGGUUGGCAUCACCCAUUUAAUUUUAAAAAACCACACACAGCCUCUUGCUUUAUGAAAUGUUAAAAAAUGUUCCAUAUUACACCUAAUAUGCAGGAUUUGCAACAGCUGCCUAUAUGAUACUGUACCCAAUUUAAGAUGCUACUGUUGGUAUAUAAAGCCUAGAAUGACUUGGAACGUGGAUAACUGAUGGAGCACCUCUCCCCAUAUCAACCAGCCUACACUUUGAGAUAGUUGAGGGGGCCUCCUUCAUGGUUCCAGUGCUGAGUGUGCUCUGUCAUGCUGGGAUGCAAGACAAGCACUUCUUGGUCAUUGUGCCACAACUCUAGAAUUCCAUCCCCCUGGGAGUGUGGCUGGCAUAAUCACUGGUGGCUUUCCACCAUAUAGUUAAAAACAGAGCUUUUCUAGGUCUUUAGAGGAUCUGAUUAGUUCUGAAUUUGAGUGCUCUACUGCUGUAAUCUUUUAUUUGUUUUACUUGCAUUUUGUCUUCAUGAUUGUAUUUUUUAAGACUGUGGGGUAGUGUUAUGGGACCAUCUGGUGGAAAGCAGUUUCCAAAUUUUGCAAUGAAAUAAAUGUAAAUUUUAAAAUAUUUCAUUGAAGUGUAAACAAAGUCCUACAGGGGCAGAAAAAGGCCUGAUGAGAACUGAGCAUGCUCAAGUCCCCCAACAACCACAGAAUGAUGCAUGUCAGUCAGGAAAGAAAACCUGGAGGUGUGGGUGGGGAGGGUUACGGAAUGGAGUAUCCUGGGAGGAGAACAUGGCUAGUUUGCUAGAACCUUGAGCAAGAACGCCCCUAUUAAGAUGUGAAACACAGUGUCGUUUUUUAGAGUUCCACUUUAGAGUCCAUAGUGUAUCCUCAGCAGAAGCUGCUUUCUGGGUGUAGGGGAUCUGCUAUGCUAACUUCCUGGCAUGUGGGCUGCUAUUCCCAUAGCAGCUCCACUCCAUGUAGUGAGCCACUUUUAUUGUCUUUAUAUUGUUGAGUCAUUUAAGAACUAUGGGGGGAAACCCUCUUUGGCAGUUUUUAAAAGUAAUAGUGUUUUUUGUUUUUUCAGACAACGCCACCUCAUGUGAUUGGACAGCUUGAUAAACUUAUAAGAGAAGUAAGUUAGUUUAAAAUGUUACAUUGGUAUACAGUGGCCAGGGCCACCCUUGCCCCAGAGCAUGCACAAUAUAUAUAUUUUAUGGGUUGUGUAGCCAAGGGAGAGGAGGCAAUAUUUCCUUAUUUUCUAAUACUGGUGUUUCAGUUUUCAGGAUCAAUGAAAUAUUGUGCUUUUUGUAAGAAUUUGGUAAACAGCAUCUCCCAUUAAUUUUCCAACGAUCCCUUUGUUCACAUUUUAAGUUUGGAUACUAUAGAAGCUAUAUAUACACAUUUUUUUAAAAAAAAGAACAUUGUUAAUACUUUACUAAUAAAUUAAUAUAUAAAUAUAGAAUGUUCAGAUCAGUCUUAUGAGAUGUAUCUGAUGCUGUCUUGUGUUCCAAGUGGAGUAGCCUUUUGAAGAAUGCAGUUGGUGGAAGUGUAAAUAGGCUUACAUCUUGAUCUUCUGCAUGUUUACAUAGAAAGCACAUUGAUUUCAGGGAGGCUGGACUCCAAGUGAGCUUUUCUAUUAACACAACCCUUGGGGCUUUAUGAAUAAGCUGUCAGAAACAUUAGCAUUUUAAUACUAAUAUUGUGAUUCAUUGUGUGUCUUCAAUUAGGUUUCUACAUUGGAUGGUGUCUUAGAAGUACGAAAUGAACAUUUUUGGACAUUGGGAUUUGGUUCUCUGGUAUGUAUCCCCACACCUGACUUUAUUUUAUUUUUUUCAAAACAAAGCAUGUCACUCUUUUUAAUAACAUCACUCGAAGAUUGUUUCUCUCCUGCACAGUUUGUUUGCUUCAAGUGCAGGGGAGCGAUGAGCUUAUUCUUCAUUUGCUUUCUAGGCUGGAUCAGUACACGUGAGAAUUCGAAGAGAUGCUAAUGAACAAAUGGUACUUGCUCACGUGACCAAUCGGUUGUAUACGCUAGUGUCUACGUUGACUGUUCAGAUUUUCAAAGAUGACUGGAUUAGGCCAACCUUGACCUCUGGAACUAUUGCAAACAAUAUGCUGAAUCUUUCAGAUCAUCACAUCAUUCCAAUGCCACCUCUAAAAAUGGCAGAAAACUCUAACGUAGCUACAUCUACUCCAGCUAAAGCAAGUAGUCCACCUCCAGAAUUCUCCUUUAACACACCAGGCAAAAAUAUGAAUCCAGUCAUUCUCGUGAAUACUCAGACAAGGCCCUACAGACUAGGCUUCAACCGCGGAACUGUACCUUACAGCAGUGUCUUCACACAAGGAUUUGGAGUCCCAGGAAUAGGGGCAACCCAGGGAUUCAGGACUGGUUUAAUAAAUGCUCCCCACAGAUAUGGAACUGGCACUCAAGGUCAGCCCAGGCCACAAUAA